Lathyrus oleraceus (garden pea) is the source of this 749-nucleotide messenger RNA. RefSeq lists its product as uncharacterized. The transcript is spliced from 4 exons. Bases 63 to 590 code for a protein of 175 amino acids. The record is from RefSeq and is a predicted model, not a curated record. NCBI's taxonomy places the organism in Eukaryota, Viridiplantae, Streptophyta, Magnoliopsida, Fabales, Fabaceae.
AGGGGUCUUAUAAGAGUCAUGAUUUUCCAGUCGACUGCCUCUUUACUAAGUUUGUUGUAGAGAUGGGUGAUUAUAGAGUCCUGCAAGGAGAAUCAUUAGAAGCAUUCAAUGAAGGGAUUGGUUAUAUUUUGAAUCGAUGGUCGGCUCUUCGAACCGCCGUUGAUUUCAUGUGGGGUGGCGAUAACUCUGAUCUCAAAGCUCAACAAUUCAUCGCCGAUGUUUGUUCUUGGUUCGCUCAAUCCAGAGGGCCGUUUUCUAUUGAUGACUUGAAAACCUUAAUUUAUGAAGGCAUGAAUGAUGCUUUUGAUCUAGAGAUUAUUGAUGGAAGUGAUAAAGAUAUAGCUGAAGAAUUACUGUCUAUACGAGAAGAAUGCUUAAAUGGUGAUUUUAGGAAUGUCGAAUCUCUCAGGGAAGCUAGUCGUAUUCCAAACUUUUAUCCUCGUGUAGAAGAGCUUAUCGAGUUUCCUCCUCCCCCUGAAGACAUAGAAAUGCACAAUAUCAACUCUAAUGAAAGUACUAUUGUGGAUGGUACUUGUGCUAACAUUCAAGAUUCUGAUACAGACUCAGAUACUGUAAACAAGCCUAAUUAGUGGAUUUUUGCCAUUGCAUCCGAAGCAAAUGAUCAAUGUGCUUUUAAACAGGAAAAACAAAAUAAGGGUAGAGUGAAGUAAAUUAAAAACAUUCAUACAUUAUGUUAAGGAUGCGUUUUCUCCCCAUAUUUACUUAUAAUAAAUGAAGGAUGUGUUUUC